Messenger RNA from Heterocephalus glaber (naked mole-rat), 3497 nucleotides. The record is from RefSeq and is a predicted model, not a curated record. NCBI's taxonomy places the organism in Eukaryota, Metazoa, Chordata, Mammalia, Rodentia, Bathyergidae.
AACAGCUGUGCAACAUUCUUGGAAGCAAGGACUUUGAUAGCCUGAAGUCAGACAGUGAACUUGUUUUUGUUUCUUUUUUAAGUGAGCAAAGAAUUGUUAUAAGGAAAACUACAUUUAUUUUAUAAAUUACUAUCAUUUUGCAUAUAAAAUCUAAUGUCUGCAACUGAGAAAUCAGAGGCAUGCGGAGCAAUGUUUGAAGAAGACACAGAUCAAAUCUACGAGAAUGUCUUAGCUGAGAUCCAGUCUUUUGAGCUGCCCAUUGAAGUGACUUUAAGGUCUGUGUAUGAUGACCAGCCAAAUGCACACAAGAAGUUUAUGGAAAAGUUAGAUGCUUGUAUCCGUAAUCACGACAAGGAAAUUGAAAAGAUGUGUAAUUUUCAUCAUCAGGGUUUUGUAGAUGCAAUUACAGAACUCCUUAAAGUAAGGACAGAUGCAGAAAAACUGAAGGUGCAAGUUACUGAUACGAACCGAAGAUUUCAGGAUUCUGGGAAAGAGAUGAUAGUACAAACAGAAGAUAUUAUUCGGUGUAGAAUUCAGCAAAGGAAUAUUACAACUGUAGUAGAAAAAUUGCAGUUAUGUCUUCCAGUCCUGGAAAUGUACAGUAAACUAAAAGAACAGAUGAGUGCAAAAAGGUAUUAUUCUGCCCUAAAAACUAUGGAACAGUUAGAGAAGGUGUACUUUCCCCGGGUUAGUCAAUACCGGUUUUGUCAGUUAAUGAUAGAAAAUCUUCCUAAACUCCGUGAGGAUAUUAAAGAAAUCUCCAUGUCUGAUCUCAAAGACUUUUUGGAAAGCAUUCGAAAACAUUCCGACAAAAUAGGUGAAACAGCAAUGAAACAGGUCCUAAGUGUUCAGGAUCUUGUUGAUUUUUCUCCUGUUUACCGAUGUUUGCAUAUUUAUUCUGUUUUGGGUGAUGAAGAAACGUUUGAAAAUUAUUACCGAAAACAAAGAAAGAAACAAGCGAGACUGGUAUUGCAGCCCCAGUCAAGUAUGCAUGAAACAGUUGAUGGCUAUAGAAGAUAUUUCACUCAAAUUGUGGGGUUCUUUGUGGUGGAAGAUCACAUUUUACAUGUGACGCAAGGAUUGGUAACCAGGGCAUACACUGAUGAACUUUGGAACAUGGCCCUCUCAAAGAUAAUCGCUGUCCUUAGAGCUCAUUCAUCUUACUGCACUGACCCUGAUCUUGUUUUAGAGCUGAAGAAUCUCAUUGUAAUUUUUGCAGAUACUUUACAGGGUUAUGGUUUUCCGGUGAAUCGACUUUUUGACCUUUUAUUUGAAAUAAGAGAUCAAUACAAUGAAAUACUACUUAAGAAAUGGGCUGGAGUUUUCAGGGACAUUUUUGAAGAAGAUAAUUAUAGCCCCAUUCCUGUUGUCAGUGAAGAAGAAUAUAAAAUAGUCAUCAGCAAAUUUCCCUUUCAAGAUCCAGAUCUUGAAAAGCAAUCUUUUCCAAAGAAGUUUCCCAUGUCUCAGUCAGUACCUCAUAUUUACAUUCAGGUUAAAGAAUUUAUUUAUGCCAGCCUUAAAUUUUCAGAGUCACUACACCGGAGUUCAACUGAAAUAGAUGAUAUGCUUAGAAAAUCAACGAAUCUGCUGCUGACGAGAACUUUGAGUAUCUGUUUACUGAACCUUAUUAAAAAACCACAUAUAGGUUUGACAGAGCUAGUGCAAAUCAUCAUAAACACAACUCACCUGGAACAAGCUUGUAAAUACCUUGAGGACUUUAUCACUAAUAUUACAAAUAUUUCUCAAGAAACUGUUCAUACUACAAGACUUUAUGGACUUUCUACUUUUAAGGAUGCUCGACAUGCAGCAGAAGGAGAAAUAUAUACAAAACUUAAUCAAAAAAUAGAUGAAUUUAUUCAGCUUGCUGAUUAUGACUGGACAUUGUCUGAGCCAGAUGGAAGAGCUAGUGGUUAUUUAAUGGAUCUAAUUAACUUUUUGAGAAGCAUCUUUCAGGUGUUUACUCAUUUACCUGGGAAAGUUGCUCAAACAGCUUGCAUGUCAGCCUGCCAGCAUCUGUCAACAUCCUUAAUGCAGAUGCUACUGGACAGUGAGUUAAAACAAAUAAGCAUGGGAGCUGUUCAGCAAUUUAACUUAGACGUCAUACAGUGUGAAUUGUUUGCCAGCUCUGAACCUGUGCCAGGAUUCCAAGGGGAUACCCUGCAGCUAGCAUUCAUUGACCUCAGACAACUCCUUGAUCUGUUUAUGGUCUGGGAUUGGUCUACUUAUCUAGCUGACUAUGGACAGCCAGCUUCUAAGUACCUUCGAGUGAAUCCAAACACAGCCCUUACUCUUUUGGAGAAGAUAAAGGAUACUAGCAAAAAAAACAAUAUAUUUGCUCAGUUCAGGAAGAAUGAUCGAGACAAGCAGAAAUUGAUAGAGACAGUCGUGAAACAGCUGAGAAGUUUGGUGAAUGGUAUGUCCCAGCACGCAUAGACUUCACAUCACUUGCACUCAGUGACACCAGAUCUCCGUGACUGAACACUGAUCUCUAACAAGCAUGGGUCAUGAUACAGUAAUUUGUUUACAGAAUUUUAAAAUGCAGCACUGAAAAUACACUGAUGAGGGCUUAAACAAGAAAUCAUAAUAUCAUUUGUAUGGAUUUUUAAGUAAUUGAAUACUUUUUAUAUAUGGAAAAUGUGACAAUUUUUUUUCAAUUUUAGGGGGAAAAGGCAAAACUGUAUGUAAUCAAGUCAAAAAUUGUAUAUGAAACUGGUUGCAAAUACAUUAGAAAAACUUAAGCCUCUCCUUAUAUGUAUUUUUUUGUAUUUAAACUUGAAUGAUGUGUUUUUUCUCAGGUAUAUGGUUUUAGAAUGCAGUCAUGUCAGAUACAGGAGUAUUUCACUGUCAUUUUGAUUUAGCUUUUAUUUUCAUCUCAAUGUGAUUUAAAUAGACUAAAAAAUUUAAUUCUGCUCAUUCUGAGGGGGAAAUACACAAAUCUUUAAACCUCCUUGAAAUCCUAACUCAGUAAGAAUGUAAAUUAUUUGGUGGUUUAAUUUAAAUGUUCUAAAUAUGAAGGAAAUGUUUUGGAUUUUCUAAGGAUGCAGUGUUGUUUCUGCUCAUCAGAGUUGAUGUCUAUAUGUAAUGCUUGUAGCCAACCCCAGUGUAGAUUGGUUUGGUUUGGUUUGGUUCAAGUUAGGAAAGGACAAAUUAAUGGGGGAUAACCACUUCAGGUGCAGCUUAUACUGGAGUGGGUAUGUUCUUCCUACACACAGAAAGUACUACAGGACUUGAGUAAUUUUCUUCAAACAGCAGAUCUCACUACUAUAUCCUCACUGUGGAAACAGACCAAAUCAACUGAAGUCUGGAAAACCUAAAACGUACGUUUUUCUUUGUGUAAGUUGAGGUAAAUGGCAAUGUAAAUCUGAUCUUUAUUUUCUCUGUUCCAUUUAUGCCGAAUACUCCUUUUGCAUUAUCAGGAUUAAUACCUGUAAGAAAACUAUACUUUACAUCUCUUGAUUUUGUGAUGAAAUAUUAAAGGUUGAGCAAGUUGUUGAAAA